Messenger RNA from Fusarium keratoplasticum, 1548 nucleotides. Its product is annotated as MFS domain-containing protein. Gene Ontology annotation, cellular component: plasma membrane. Gene Ontology annotation, biological process: dipeptide transport; tripeptide transport; transmembrane transport. The transcript is spliced from 9 exons. Lineage: Eukaryota; Fungi; Ascomycota; Sordariomycetes; Hypocreales; Nectriaceae. Gene Ontology annotation, molecular function: dipeptide transmembrane transporter activity; allantoate transmembrane transporter activity. The coding region runs from base 1 to 1548 and encodes 515 amino acids. The record is from RefSeq and is a predicted model, not a curated record.
AUGACGGACGUUCCUAAGCCCACCCCCGAGUCUCCUUCCAGCGUCCAUGCCAUUGAGGACUCAGAGCUCAAGGGCGGUCAGAGGGACCUGGACAUAAAUGAUCGGGAGAAUGCCGUCGGUUAUAACGAGUACCUCGAGGCUCGCGAUCUUGAGUUUUCAGAUGCCGAGGCCAAGAAACUGCGAUGGAAACUCGAUCUCGUCAUCCUUCCCAUGUUUCUCGUCACCCAAGCGCUUCAGUUCAUGGACAAGACCUCUCUCAACUAUGCCAACCUCUUCGGAUACCAGGAGGCCCUGGGGCUCAAGGGAAACCAGUUCAAUUACCUCUCUGCAAUGGUCUAUGCCGGUUACUUCUUCGGACAGUACCCCUGUGGAUGGCUGAUUGGUCGCUUUCCCGCGCAGAAGGUCAUGGCCAUCAGUGUCUUCUUCUGGGGGCUCAUGGUCAUCCUCAUGACUCAGAGCCGAGACUACUCAAGCGCGCUGGGUGUGCGCUUCAUCAUGGGUAUCUUUGAAGCCGCUGUCACACCCGGUUUGACCCUCAUGACUGGCUUUUGGUAUACUAGACGAGAGAUCCCUCUUCGCCAAUGUAUCUGGUAUUCAUCGCUGGGUUGGGGCGGUAUCGUUGGCUCAUAUAUUUCUAUGGGCGUUUCUAAGCUUCCUGUUAACCUCAAGCCUGAGCGUUGGGAGCUCAUCUUCUUCAUUCUCGGCGGGGCUACAUGUCUCUGGGCAUUUGUCAUCUGGUUCCUGCUCCCCGAUUCUCCCUCAAACGCCAGAUUCCUCAACCAUCGCGAGCGCUUGAUUGCAGUCAAGAGAGUCGCAGCCAACGAAACAGGUAUUAAGAACAAGGCUUUCGACAAGAGCCAGGUUGUCCUUGGCUUCACUGACCCCAAGACCCUGCUCCUCUUUGUCUCGGUCUUUGCUGCUGCCAUUCCCAACGGUGUUGUCAACUCCUUCUCGACCAUCAUCAUCCGAGACAUGGGCUUCAGCACUACCAAAACUACACAGUUGAAGUCAGUCGGAGAUGCUAUCCAGAUCAUUGGUCUCUUCAUCGGUGGAAGCAUCAUUCUCAAUGUCCCAAACUCGCGUCUGCUCACUGCCACGGCUGCUAACAUGAUCUGCACCGUUUCUGCGGCGUGCAUGGCCUAUCUUCCUCGAGAAAAUACCUGGGGUCGGCUUGUAUGUUUCUGGCUGGUCAACACGCAGUCGGUCGGCUUCACCGUGUCCCUGACUACCAUCUCCUCCAACAUGGCUGGAUAUACCCACCGCUCUCUCGCCAGCGCCUUGGUCUUCACGGCCUAUUGCUGGGGCAACUUUGCCGGUCCUUUCGUCGUGAAGAAAUCCCAGGCCCCCCAUUUCACCGGUGCCACAAUUGGACUUCUGGUUGGCUACGCCAUCAAGUUCUGCUGCCAUCUUGGUCUCCUGGUAUACAUGUUCCUUAUCAACAGGCACCGAAACAAGACAUAUGGACCUCCUAACAAGGAGAGGAGUAACGAAGCUGGAAUGAGGGAUCAGACUGAAUUUGAGAACAAGGACUUCCGAUAUGUUCUGUAA